Panicum virgatum (switchgrass) is the source of this 1764-nucleotide messenger RNA. Its product is annotated as F-box/kelch-repeat protein At1g67480-like. The transcript is spliced from 2 exons. Gene Ontology annotation, molecular function: protein binding. NCBI's taxonomy places the organism in Eukaryota, Viridiplantae, Streptophyta, Magnoliopsida, Poales, Poaceae. The record is from RefSeq and is a predicted model, not a curated record. The coding region runs from base 284 to 1525 and encodes 413 amino acids.
AAGUCGUGAGUGGGAAAACUAAAAAAAAAACAGCGGAGGUCUGAGGACACCAGAGCAGAGAGAAGGCUUUGCAAUUUCCGCAAAAACACGGCUAUAUAAAAGGGAGCCGCACGCCAAGAGACCACCCCACCGCUUCGUCUUCCUCUCGUCCCCUGUCGAGAGUUCAGCCAUUGCCAUCGCUUUAUUGUGUUAUCCUCCAAAACUACGAGUCCCAAGGCAACACUCCGGACUCCAGGGAGGCAACAAUUUCGCUAGGCAGUAGGCCCUUGGUGCUACAUUGACAAUGCUUGCACUUGUUGCACCAAGAGAACCAUUUGUUCAGUCACAGGCGCGUAUCAGUGCCAGAAUGCAGCUCAACUUUUCAGCUGAGCAAAAUCUCCCCUCCAGUAUGAUGAUCCAAAAGCAGGACGAUUCAUACAGCGUGCUGAUACCUGGUCUACCAGAAGACCUGGCAAAGAUAUGUCUUGCUCUUGUCCCUCGGAGCCAUUUCGCUGUCAUGAGUUCUGUGUCAAAGAGUUGGAUGGCAUUCAUCGGGAGCAGGGAGUUCAUUGCUGUUCGAAAGGAGACCGGGAAGCUCGAGGAGUGGAUUUAUGUCCUGACCGCUGGAUCAGGCGGUCAGGGAAGCCGUUGGGAGGUGCUGGGGAGCCCGGAUCAGAAGAAGAGAAUACUUCCUCCUAUGCCUGGACCAAGAAAAGCUGGAUUUGGUGUGGUAGUUCUUGAUGGAAAGCUUUUUGUCAUGGCUGGCUAUGCUGCAGACCAUGGGAAAGAAUUUGUUUCUGAUGAGGUCUACCUCUAUGAUGCUUGUCUGAACAGGUCUGCCACUGCCACUUUUUUAACAAAAGGAUAUUGCUAUUCUCCUGUUCAUCAAGUACCAAUUCGUAUCUUCUUAAAAUCCAGGUGGACUGCACUUGCCAAGAUGAACGUUGCACGACGCGACUUCGCAUGCGCAGAGGUCAAUGGUGUGAUAUAUGCAGCUGGUGGAUUUGGACAUGGUGGCGAUAGCCUGAGCAGCGUUGAAGCGUACAAUCCACAGCAGAACAAAUGGAUAUUGAUACAGAGUCUUCGCAGGCCGAGGUGGGGCUGCUUUGCUUGUCGGCUCAAUGACAAGCUGUACAUCAUGGGAGGCCGUUCAAGCUUCAUCAUUGGCAAUUCUCGCUCUGUCGAUGUGUAUGACCCUCAUCACAACGCUUGGGAGGAGAUCAAGAGAGGAUGUGUGAUGGUCACCUCACAUGCUAUUCUUGAAAAGAGGCUGUUCUGUAUUGAGUGGAAGAAUCAGAGGUCACUUGCGACAUUUAACCCGGCAGACAACUCUUGGCAGAGGAUCCCGGUGCCGCUUACUGGCAGUUCUAGCACCCGAUUCUGCCUCGGGGUGCUCGGCAUGAAGGUCCUUCUAUUCUCACUGGAGGAAGAACCUGGGUACCAGACACUGAUGUAUGACCCGGCAGCACCAACGGGAUGUGAGUGGCAGACGUCUCAGCUCAAGCCUUCAGGAUCGUGCAUAUGUUGUGUGACCAUUGAAGUUUGAUGGUAUGGAUAUGUCGAAAUGGCAUCAUCGCAUUCUAGUUCUACUGCAUCUUUGAUCUUCUGAAAAGUUGGACAAACGAUGUAUGUUGGUGUUCAUAGUUGUAUAUACCCAAAAACUUUCUACUUUAUGGUGCUGUGACUUUUAUAUGCUGCACUUCACCUUGUAAUUGGAUCCAUUUAUAAUUUUGUAAAGUAUGCCAUAUUAUUUUAAUUCAUUAAUAACAGCAGAAAUCACUUCAA